Messenger RNA from Phragmites australis (common reed), 1014 nucleotides. RefSeq lists its product as uncharacterized. The record is from RefSeq and is a predicted model, not a curated record. Gene Ontology annotation, cellular component: intracellular membrane-bounded organelle; membrane. Lineage: Eukaryota; Viridiplantae; Streptophyta; Magnoliopsida; Poales; Poaceae. Gene Ontology annotation, molecular function: heme binding. The transcript has 3 exons. Bases 196 to 639 code for a protein of 147 amino acids.
CCAGCCACCACCAACCAAGCCCUGACCAACCGGUGAGCAGAGACAAAACAGGCAGCUCUCUUGGCGUGCUCACCUCAGCUCUGCUUCACCACCGCUUGCUCCAAGCCACCGAAAUUUCUGUCAGCGCCUCGAUAUCUGUCUCCUCCCCAUCGGGAAGUUAAGGGCAAGCAAAAGAGGGCAUCGAUAUUUCUCUCCAUGGCAGAGGAAGCCAAGAAGCUCUUCGCCCCGUCCGAGGUUUCCCUCCACGCGUCCAGGAAGAACUGCUGGGUCGUCAUCCACGGCAAGGUGUAUGAUGUGACCAAGUUCUUAGAGGAUCACCCUGGCGGAGAGGAUGUCCUCCUCCACGCAUCUGCCUCUGGGGAUGCCACGGAGGCAUUUGAAGAGGUGGGACACAGCACAUCAGCCAUCAGCAUGAUGGACAGCUACCUGAUCGGAAGCAUCGAGGGCUACGUUCCUCCAAGUGCAUCAAAGGCCAUAGACUCUGGGAGCUUCGAUGUGCCACCAAAUUCCAGGACAAUGCAAGGGAACAAAGGCUCUCCUAAUCCGAAUACCUUCCUAGACUUCCUACUCCCAUUGUUUGUGCUUGGCCUGGCGUGUGCAGCUUGGUAUUACCUAACCUUCAUCUCCAAGAACAAUUAAACUCAGUGAGGCUUGAAAUUAUUGCUCAUUAUUAAGGCUGCUUCAGCAAUGCAUUUGAAGAAAUAAAAACUGGCCUUACAGUACUUUGUACUUGAAGGAGGUUUUUUACUGUGGUUCAGAGACAAAUGAAGAAAAAGAAUUGGUCGUCUUUUCCUUUAUCUUUCAUGAAGUUUUAGGAUUUCCUUUGAAACCCUGGUUCUACACUUCUACUUGUAACAGCCAUGGCACCACAGAGAUGUAUGAAUAGGAGAGUUUGUCCUUAUUUGUGCUUUGGAUGUUUUUUUUGGGGUGAGAAUUCUUAGUAUUGUGCCGAAAGUUCCUGGUGAUGUAGUACAUGCUCAUGGUACGUAUCAAAUCAUCAAGGGAUCACAAGGA